CGCCGCGGGGCCGCGCUCGCAGGGAGGGGAAGCGGCGGCGCCGCGGCUGCGCACGGAGGAUGCGCGGCCGCGGAGCCACCGCACCCGCAGAGCCGCGCCGCGAGCGGGAGGUGACAGGUGGCUACGAGAAUGGCAACUACCUUGCUUUGUAACAUGGCAUUUCUGCUGGUAUUUGGAUUGGCUUCAGCUUUUAGUCACAGCCCUAGGACCCCCGAUAGGGUUUCCGAAGCAGAUAUUCAGAGGCUCCUCCAUGGAGUUAUGGAACAACUGGGCAUUGCCAGACCCCGAGUAGAAUAUCCAGCACACCAGGCUAUGAACCUGGUUGGUCCACAGAGCAUUGAAGGUGGUGCACAUGAGGGUCUCCAGCACUUGGGUCCUUAUGGAAAUAUCCCAAAUAUUGUGGCUGAGCUGACAGGAGACAAUAUACCAAAGGAUUUUAGUGAAGAUCAAGGAUAUCCUGACCCUCCAAAUCCCUGCCCCAUUGGAAAAACAGUUAAUGAUGGGUGUCUAGAAAACACCCCAGACACAGCAGAGUUCAGUAGAGAAUACCAGCUGCACCAACACCUUUUUGAUCCAGAGCAUGACUAUCCCAACAUGGGCAAGUGGAGCAAGAAUUUACUCUUUGAGAAGAUUAAUGGUGGUCCAAAAAGAAGAAAGAGGAGUGUGAACCCAUAUCUGCAAGGACAGCGACUGGAUAAUGUUGUAGCAAAGAAGUCUGUUCCACAUUUUUCAGAUGAAGACAAGGGUCCUGAAUAAGUACAAUAAAAAUGAAUGAUGAAAACUCAUGCCAUCUUCUGCUAGACCAUAAUAUUGCUUACAUAUAAUCAUCUAUUAAAAUCCUUGUGAAUGGCAGCAUGUUUAUUAUUUAUAUAAUUGUAGAUGAAAAACAGCUGUAUUUAUAACAGUAUGUUCUCCUAGAUAACGAAAAUAUGGUUCUGCUUUUUGUUAAGUUAUGGUAAAAAGACAGUUCUGUUGUUUUUAUUUUAGUCAUGGAGCAAACUUUAAAAAUAUUAGUCAUUUUAAUAGCUAAUGUGAGGUAAAUGGUCUUAAUGAGCAGCUUGUAAAUAGGGAGAUGUAAAAAAAAAAAUGCCCAGGCUGACUCCAACAUUUAAUCUUAAAUUUUACAAUGUUUGACACGUGAAAAUUUUAGUUUUAUGUUUUGUUCACAAAUAUUGUUACUUAGCAAAGACAAAGUAUUUAUUUUACCCAGAGAAUUUUGGCUUUUGGUUUAUUUUAAUAAACAUUUAAGCAAUCUACAAGGUUUGCAAAGUGACGUUUUCCAAAAUAUUUCGUAGGCUAAUCUGUCUCAAUUAUUGUGCAAAUUUAAAAAUUAAAGAACUAAUUUUUGAGUUUAUCCACUGGAAUAUUUUUCUGUUCGUUUUAAUCAUUCCAUAUCUACACUUUUCCUGAAUACUUGCUUAUCUUAUUUCCUUAUCAACGGUACUUUUAGAAAUUAAUCCCCCCCCCCCUUCUCUUUUUAGUCUGAAUAACAGCAGCAUUUGCACAUUAUGAAGUGCUUAAAUUAUCUGUCCCUGGAAUAUUAUAGGUGAAGAUGGCGACAUUUGUCUGUGUUAAUAAAGCUGUAUCAACAUACACUGAAUCCAAAUGCAGGAUCAUCUAGCUGAUGAUCUUCUGAAAAAGCUACGAUACUGGUAACAUUGGUGCCCAUCACUGCUCUUGAAACUGCUCCAGGAAGCUCAAAUAGCAGCCUUCCUGAGGAGCUGAAGAACUUUAUGUUGCAGCAAACUGAGUUCUACCUUUUCUAAAGAUGCGCUGAAAAUAUAAAACGAUACAAAAUUUUGUUAUUUUUCAGAAUGCAUCUGGAAUAGUACAAACCAAAAAAAAAAAAAAACCCCAUGUGCACAAAUGGCAUUGGGAUUGCGGAAGAUAACAUUAGUUUAUAGCUUUGAACUUCAAAUCUCUUAAAAAAGGUCUACACUUUCCUUUGCUGGUCUUACAAAAAGAUCCAACAAAAUAACAAUGAUCCCUUGCAUAAAAUACAUAAGAAACUAAUAGAAACUGAAGUUCCUCUCCACAUUAGGUUGAGGUUAACAGAACAUCACAGCUCUGACUGUGUCUGGCAUUUGCUUUUCCUAUUCUAGCACUUGGUGAAUAAUUCAUAGUAAAUUAUGUAUUCACAGAGUUGUUCCUCUCUCAAAUUAUUUAUGGGCAGAUUGCAAAGUUCCGUAACAUUUGAGGCUAAUUUAUAAUGUCUUUCAGCAUAGCUCCUGUUUCCAUGUAAAAAAACACCACAAGAGAAAAUAACUCUAAAGAGCAUGUGAUGCACUGGGAUUUAUAAUUGCAUGCGCUGUGAAAUGUGAAAUGCUGAGCUCCUUCAGCUUCCAGCGCCUUAAAUGGAGUAUGGGAGUAACCCAGCUGUUCAUGUGCCUGAACUUGGUUUUUUUGCUUCUUAACGCUUACUCUUUAAUCUGUGUUCCUGCUUAUUCUUCAUUCAGGUCUUAAGAGCUGGAGAGGGCAUAAAUGACUAAUCACUAUCAUCAUUGUGAAGGCGGUCUCCAAAGCGGAAAGGGCCGUAUAGCAUGGCAGGAGUCUGAAAUCAGAACUCCCCAUUGACACCCAGUGGCCCAUGGUGGGCAAAAGCCUCCUACCCUGUCCCACAGCUGUCACAAUAUAGGGCUAGAUUUCCAUUCCUACGAAACUAGUAUUUCUUCAGAUACUCAACCGUCUUAUCUACUUUUAAAGGAAUUUGAGCCACACGCUGGCCUUAUUUUAUUAGCUACAGUAAAAUCCAUUUUAAUCACUUCCUAGAUGAAAAGAAACAACUGAGAAGGUGACUCAUUUUUCAAGCUUUUAAUAGGGACCAGCACACAGUAAAAGGUUAUGUGUACGUGGUAACUGCACGGCUUAAGGAGGGAGGGGUAGGGGAGGUAUGAUUUGCUUAAUAGUAUCAGAAAUCCCAUGUCUGAUUCCUUCAAGCAUCUUGGGCAGCUCAGUUACCUUAAGUGGCUGUGCAGCGCUGUGAUGCCUGGGCACUGCAAGGGACCAGACGGGUACCGCGAUCCCUCUCCUAGCGCGGGCUGAGGAGCUGCUGUCUGGCUGCGAUAGAUCUGCACAGAGCAGGCGAAAGAAAAAUUAUACAAUUUACAAAUUUUUGUCUUUAAAUACAGACAGACAAAAUGAAACGAUGAUGUGCCUUACAGGAGCUGCCUGCUAAAAUCAGAAGCGUAGCAGCGAGCAGCAAUCUGCUCGUGCCAUUCAGCAGCGUUAGUGUUUGACCAGGAAAACUCAACAGCAUGAUUGUGAAAUUACAACAAAAAUAUAGCUAUUAUACCAUGAUAAAGGGAUUAAUGAUUCUAAUUUCAGUUCUGUGGUAGAGCUGCCUUUCUAACUGGGAUUGUUAGUGCAGUUUUCAUUAAAAAACAAAAACGAGCUAAAAAGGCCCCUCCCACAACAGUCCAAACAUGUUCAAACAUUUUGAUAUAGUUUAUAUAUAAAGAAUCACCAUAGUGCUGGUCUUUCAGAAUCAGCAAAUAAAGAUGCCACAUAUCCCCAUCAAGAAGAGCCCACGCCACCAAAAUGAUAGUUAUAGGCAGGUAAAUAGCUGCUUCGCUCUUACAGGUAUCAUCAUCCCUUUGCAUUUAUGAUACUUGUGAAUUAAGUAGUUCCUGUAUCGCUGUUGUUUCGAAUUUUCAUUAUCUGGCAGUCAGAACAUUUUUAGGUAUUUUACAAGCUGCAAGUGUGUUAAUGACUGCUAAAGUUUUUGAGAUACAAUUUGCU
This is a messenger RNA of Dromaius novaehollandiae (emu), 3738 nucleotides long. It is a transcript of the gene SCG5, whose product is annotated as secretogranin V. Gene Ontology annotation, biological process: neuropeptide signaling pathway; regulation of hormone secretion. Lineage: Eukaryota; Metazoa; Chordata; Aves; Casuariiformes; Dromaiidae. The record is from RefSeq and is a predicted model, not a curated record. The transcript is spliced from 6 exons. Gene Ontology annotation, molecular function: enzyme regulator activity. Bases 130 to 756 code for a protein of 208 amino acids. Gene Ontology annotation, cellular component: secretory granule.